UAUAUACUUCAUAAUUCAUUUAAGAUUGAGGUCCAAGUUGCCCUUCUCUGCGUGUGGGCGUCAUGGAAUCUGAAGGAGCUCCGGGAGUAGUGGAAAUGUUCUUCUUUCCCUUCGUGGGCGGAGGCCACCAGAUCCCAAUGAUAGACACAGCCAGAGUGUUCGCAUCCCACGGAGCCAAAUCCACCAUAAUAGCCACACCCACUAGCGCUCCCCUGUUCCAAAACUCCAUUCUCCGCGACCAACAAAUCGGCCGCCAAAUCUCCAUCCACGCCCUCCGAUUACCAGAAGAAGCUGUCGCGCCAGACGCGGGUAUGUCCGCCACCCCUUUCACCGACACCUCAGUCCUCCAAGAGCCUCUCAGGCUCUUCCUACUUGACCGCCGGCCCGACUGCAUCGUCGUCGAUUGGUUCUACGGCUGGGCGGCUGAGCUCAUCGACGGGCUCGGAAUUAAAAGGAUUUUCUUCACCGGAAGUGGGAUCUUCUCUCGCUGUGUCAUGGAGAAUCUUAGACGGUACGCGCCGCAAGAGAAGGUGGGUUCGGACUACGAGCCUUUUUUGGUGCCGGGUCUUCCAGAUCCGAUCGUGUUGACGAGGUCUCAGCUUCCACCUUUUGCCAGAAAGAUAUCUGCGGCUGAUGAAAGGCUGCGUAAAGCAGAGGAGACGAGCAUUGGGUCGCUGAUGAAUAGCUUCUACGAUUUGGAUCCAGCUUACGUUGAGUUUUUCAGGAAGGAGAUGGGAAAGCAGGCUUGGAUUAUAGGACCGGUGUCUCUAUGCAAUAGAAAUGUUGCAGAUAAGGCUGAGAGAGGCCAACAAGCCACCAUUGAUGAGCAAAGUUGCUUGAAGUGGUUGGAUGAUAAAGAACCCGACUCUGUUCUUUAUAUCAGUUUCGGGAGCUUGGCUCGCUUUUCACCCCAACAGCUCAUCGAGAUUGCUCACGGUCUCGAGGCGUCCAACCAUCCAUUCAUUUGGGUGGUCGGAAAGAUCUUCAUGAAAUCGGAGGGUACUCGCGAAGAGGAAGAAAAUUGGCUUCCCGACGGAUUUGAAGAGAGGAUUAAGGAAUCAAAGAAGGGAUGGAUAAUAAGAGGGUGGGCGCCGCAGUUGUUGAUACUAGAGCAUCCUGCAGUGGGAGCGUUCAUGACUCAUUGUGGGUGGAAUUCUACGUUGGAGGGAGUGAGUUCCGGCGUACCGAUGAUCACAUGGCCUAUCACGGCGGAGCAGUUCUUCAAUGAGAAACUGUUGACUGAUGUUUUGGGAAUUGGGGUUCAAGUUGGGAGCGUGGAGUGGAUGUCGUUUAAUGUUGAAAAGAAGGCGUUGGUGGGGAGGGAGAAGGUGGAGGUGGCAGUGAAAAGGUUGAUGGGUGGUGAUGGUGCUGAGGCCGGCGGGAUGAGAAGGAGAGCUAGAGAGCUUGCAGAGAAGGCCAAGAGAGCUGUUGAAGGAGGAGGAUCUUCUGAUAAGGAUGCUAAUGCGUUAAUUGAGGAGCUUAAAUCCUUCAGGAAAGACACUUGAAAGGGGAAGACAAAGCUGCUGUGCAAGAUUAAUUAUGCACAGUACAUUUUCGAUAAAAUGCCGAAAUAACCAACACAAGACAAUAUCCACAAGCGAUUCCAUUAAAAACAGACUACAUCUACUCCUUCAAGGAUCUGGCAUGCAGGUUUCAUAACGAAAGAAGGUUGUACUUCCUACUUUCAUGAAAGUUAAUAAUGAAAAUGGAAAAUAAAGACAAUUGCCAAAAUAAAAUAAACAUAGAGAAUUUUACAUAGUUAUGGCCUAUAUCUACAGCCUAUAGGUAUGAGGGCUAUAUAUAUAUAUAUAUAUAUGUAUAUUCACUUGAUAGAAACUGAAUAAUAGAAUAGCUUAUUUAUAGUUGAAUGAGGCCGGGAAUACAAUUACUAUGUAAUGGAUAUGUAACGUAUGAAAAUUAUACGAGUUACAUAACUAAUAUGUAACAUAUGAGAAUUAUGAGAGUAAUGUGUGACAAUUACAUAAUCAAUAUGUAAUGUAU
This is a messenger RNA of Corylus avellana, 2001 nucleotides long. Its product is annotated as abscisate beta-glucosyltransferase-like. The record is from RefSeq and is a predicted model, not a curated record. Gene Ontology annotation, molecular function: UDP-glucosyltransferase activity. Lineage: Eukaryota; Viridiplantae; Streptophyta; Magnoliopsida; Fagales; Betulaceae.